CAAUCUCUCAACUCAUCUCUGCCACAAUUUGCGAGGUGAAACAAGACCAAUUGGAAAGGAGGACUAUUUUUUACCAGCGUUGGCCUGGUAAGUUCCGAUGAGGCUUCGACUGUUAAAUUCUUUCCGCCGACUCCUUUGUGAUGGGCCGAUGAAAGCCUGCAUUUCGGCAACCAGAGAUAUUUUCCCGAAAUAUACAACUGAUAGUUCGUGAUAGCACUGACAUUCACUGCGGAAGAGGACCAGGUUCGAUUACUAUCAUGAACAGGUCCUCCGGUACGACAGGCAGCACCGAGAAGGCAGCGAACAACCCGUUGGAGCAGUUCGUCCUGCUGGCUCAGACUGCUAAAGGUGCCGCAGCUCUUGAACUUAUAAAGCAGGCCGUCGAGACACCCGGGGUCCAUGUCUUCGGAGAACUAUUGGAUAUGCCGAAUAUUAAGGAGCUUGAGAACGGUCCACAUGCCGAAUACUGGAACACCUUGGCGCUUUUUGCUUACGGGACGUACAAGCAGUACCUGGAGAAUAAAGAUAAGCUCUUGGAGUUGACCCCCAUUCAGCGGAAGAAGCUUCAACAUCUGACCAUCGUCACGCUGGCUACGAAGUCGAAGUGUAUACCCUACUCCGUUCUUCUGGAAGAGCUCGGCAUAAAAAAUGUCAGAGACCUGGAGGACUUGAUAAUCGAAGCCAUAUACGCCGACAUUAUCCAUGGGAAACUGGAUCAGAAGAAUUCCCAGCUCGAGGUGGACUACGCGGGUCUGGGAAGAGACGUCAGACCAGGAGAUGCCGCUGCUGCUGUGGAGACUCUUGAAGCCUGGGGUAGAGCGUGCGACGCGAUGUUGGCCUGCAUCGAUCAGCAGGUGUUGCGAGCUAACAGCGAGAAGCAGAAGGCGACCCAGCACAAGGACAAGAUCCAGCGAGAAAUCUCGAAUAUAAAGAAAUCGCUUGCGGCGCAGGCGGGUGGCGGAGGCGUUCAGGAAGCUGAUGCAGCGGCGGGAGGAACAGGAUCGGGUGGCAGUGAACCCGGUAGGGAAGCUCUGCCUCCGGAUUCUAAAAAAAAGCAGCAGAAAACCAAAGGUAUCCGAGGCAGCGGUAAGUUUUGGAAGUCUUGAGAGAGAGUCCCCGUCGAGCCUAUUAGGUCGGACGCUGCGCUUACGAUACUGCCUAGGAUACCGCACCUAAAUCUCGGAGCUGAUCCCUCGACUCCUGCGGGAGAGACGUGCCCCUGUGGGACCGAUCGGUGCGAAGCUGGUGCGCUCGCAAACGAAAGGACUUUUACCUCGAGCAUCGAUCCCAGAUCGCGACCGGUAGACUAGUCCGUACUCAAAGCGGUCGCACGCCGACCUGCGGAUCGCUAAUUUACCGUCAACCAUAAGCUUACAAUUAUUUGUCAAUUCAGGUUCUACUCGGCUUAGGGACGAGUAUUCGAUAAUAAUUUAAUAAACCCACGCUGUACAUCGGA
This is a messenger RNA of Orussus abietinus, 1456 nucleotides long. RefSeq names its product COP9 signalosome complex subunit 7 (gene CSN7). The record is from RefSeq and is a predicted model, not a curated record. Gene Ontology annotation, cellular component: COP9 signalosome. The coding region runs from base 258 to 1106 and encodes 282 amino acids. The transcript is spliced from 4 exons. Gene Ontology annotation, biological process: COP9 signalosome assembly. NCBI's taxonomy places the organism in Eukaryota, Metazoa, Arthropoda, Insecta, Hymenoptera, Orussidae.